UUCUGGCGUUCAUCACCUUAACUGCUCAAACGACCUUCCCAAAAGAGAAAGAUAAGGCAAAAUGUUUCUAAAAGUACACUUUAUCUCCAAUUUCUCAAAUUUGCUUACACAUUUUUGAAAUUUUUGUUUCAAAAUUUAUGAAUCCUGUAAUUUUUUCUUUGAAUUUCACAAGUUUUUGCAUAUCUUAUAAUAAGAAUAUCAUAAGAAAAAUAUAGCAAACUUCAUCAUGAAUCCCAUAUAUCCAGUGAAGGAAGAGUAUCCAGGAGCAGAAGGUUCAUCAAGUUCAAGUCCAUGGAAAUCAAGAAAUCAGCCUGAUGGGAUAGCGCCACCGCUUCCACCACCGCCGCCGCAGCCAAUGGAAGGGCUGCAUGAUGUGGGCCCUCCGCCAUUUUUAACCAAAACCUUUGAAAUGGUGGAGGAUUUGACGAUUGAUAAUAUUGUUUCUUGGAACAGAGGAGGGCAUAGUUUUGUUGUGUGGGAUCCUCAUUCUUUUUCCACAACUGUUCUUUCAAGAUAUUUUAAACACAAUAAUUUCUCAAGCUUUAUACGGCAGCUCAAUACAUAUGGUUUUCGAAAGAUCGAUCCUGAUAGAUGGGAAUUCGCGAAUGAAGCAUUUCUUAAGGGUCAGAAGCAUCUGUUAAAGAACAUUAGGAGAAGAAAGGCACCAACUCAUCAGUCCACGCAGCAAGGUGUUAUUGAUUCUUGUGUUGAGGUAGGAAGGUUUGGAUUAGACGGGGAGAUUGAUCGUCUGAAGUGCGAUAAGAGCGUGUUAUUGAUGGAACUCAUGAAGUUAAGGCAGCAGCAGCAGAACAUGCUAGCGUAUCUUCAAACAAUGGAGUCAAGAUUACAAGGGACGGAGAGGAAGCAGCAACAGAUGAUGAAUUUCUUAGCACGAGCAAUGCAGAAUCCCGAGGUCAUUCAGCAGUUGGUGCAGCAAAGGGGAAAGAGGAAAGAACUUGAAGUGGCUAUUGGAAAGAAGAGACGACGACCAAUUGAUCAAUGGCUGAGUUAUGUUGAAGGAGAGGAGUCGAGAAAUCCCUAUGGUCCCCAAGUUUCUGAACUGGAGGCACUCGCACUUGAGAUGCAGGGAUUUGGUAAGGUGAAAAGGGAGCUGGAGGAUGAACUUGAAGAACUCGAUAGCUUGGAUAAAGAACUCGAUGAGGGAUUCUGGGAGGACUUAUUGAAUGAGGGUUUUGAAGAAGAAUAUGGUGCCGCUGGAAAUGAAGAAGGUGAAGAGGAAAAUAUGAAUGUCUUAGCUGAUAAGUUAGGAUUCUUAGGUUCAAGCCCUGAGUAUUAGUCUUCUUCUCAAAGCACAGCAUCAGUGAACAUCUCAUUCCUUGUCCUCUCUUCAAUCUUUCACUAGAUAACAUCUGCCUUACUCAACUCGAAAAUCACUGUCAAGAUCUCGGUUUAGGAACAAGGUUCCUUUGUUAAGUGUAAUAAAUCACUGUUCAACGUCCUGGUGUAUGUUUUGAGAUGAUUUUACCAAUGCCUCGGUGUAGGUUCGGAAUGAUCCUAUAUUCUAUUUAGUGCUUUGGGAUAACACUUUGUUCUCUGUAGUAAUUAUUGUCAGUGCUUUGAUUUAGGUUCAGAGAAUUCCUUUAUUUUCUGUAGCAAUAGCAGCCAUUACCUCUGAUGUAGGUUCGAGUUCAUCCUUUGUUCUAUGUAGCAAUCACUGUCAGUAUCUCGUUUUAAGUUCGAGACAUUCCUCUCUUCUCCAUAGGCUUCUUCUCUGUGUCAAUCACUGCCAAUACCUCAAGGUUUGGGAUAAUCCUUUGUUCUCGGCAGGAAAAAUUAUCAUUUUAGCCAAUCUUAAUUGGCCACGACUUUUCAUGCCUUUUGAUCCAUCUCUAUUCCUUUUUACUUUAAGUUCUUUCUCCCUGCUGACAGAAGAAACUUGUUGAAUCUAAAAUCAACAAUACUCGUCUAGUUCUUCUACUGGUGCUCGAUUCAAGCUCUGAUACACGCGAAUAUCAAUUGUUCGUUGACUCCUGAAUUAUAGCGAUUCAUGUCUCCCGCAUUACUGUUUCUAGUGCUCCAAACUUCGUCUACUGAUUUCUGCAAGCAUUUCUUGCAGGGUUCAACGGUCAGAAGUCGCAAUAGCCAGCUGAUUAAGGCAAGUGAUUUUUGCAACUCUACGGUCGGCUAGAUUUUUCUUGACUUGUCUUCAUUGUUUCAACGUGACAGAUAUUUAUUUGGAUUGGACAAGAUAAUGAGCAAAUACCGGUUCCUGCAGUCUUGUGCUGAAAAAUAUACACAAAGGUUGGUGCGAAUGAAUAUCGUCCGGCAGAUAUAUACACUCUGAGGUGGGGAGACGAGGUGUAGCGAGUAUUGUGUUUCCACGUACGUGCAGGGAAGUUGGUUCAAAUUCUGUUACCUAGUUCUAAAUAAGUUGAUACUUUGAUAUUAGUAUACGAGUCAUGUCCAGUUUAACGUGUCACAAAAAAAUUUGAUUAAGCGGGGAAUGAAAACUUUUCACCUCAACCAGAGUUUGCAAUGCCCCCAUUCAUUUGGAGGAAUUUGGUCAAAUAAAGACUUUGUAAUUUUCUUGGGCAUAACAAUGAAUUUGUAUAGCUGUUGAAUGUAAAUACUUCAACGAUUCAAUUACAUUAUUAUCUUUA
This is a messenger RNA of Olea europaea var. sylvestris, 2621 nucleotides long. Its product is annotated as heat stress transcription factor A-7a-like. NCBI's taxonomy places the organism in Eukaryota, Viridiplantae, Streptophyta, Magnoliopsida, Lamiales, Oleaceae. The coding region runs from base 227 to 1297 and encodes 356 amino acids. Gene Ontology annotation, molecular function: DNA-binding transcription factor activity; RNA polymerase II cis-regulatory region sequence-specific DNA binding. Gene Ontology annotation, cellular component: nucleus. The record is from RefSeq and is a predicted model, not a curated record. The transcript has 2 exons. Gene Ontology annotation, biological process: regulation of transcription by RNA polymerase II.